ACAGGCAAUAUCUGAGCCAGAGGAAUUUGCCCUCCCCUUGAUGACUACAGUUUCAUUUGCAGGCAGAAAAUAGGAGGGCACUUAUUUGAAAUGUUAGUUUCCUUUCUGCCGUUCUAACUAAGCAGCAGCCUGAACGCAACAUGACCGGCAAACUCCUUCUCUACCUUUUAACACUGUGUCCUGCAUGUAGCUUAAUUGCUAGACCAUUGCUUGAAAAUGAUACACACAGACCAUAUAAUAAGCAUUUUGCAGUGAAACGUAUUUCUAAGCGGGAUAGUACUACCUGUCAAAAUAAUGUGCAAUAUUCAUUCAAUACAUCUACUGGUGUCAUCUGCUGUAGCUCUUGUUAUCCCGGUUUUGUUGCUAAAAAUAUUGGUUGCACAAAAACGGAUCCUAUAACCAAAUGCAAAAGCUGCACAGAGGGGAAAGAGUAUAUGGACAAAAUGAAUCAUAAAACCAAAUGUCUGCGGUGCAAUGAUUGUGACAGAGAGCAUGGACUGGAAGUCGAAACAAAUUGUACUGCAGUGAAGAAUGUAAAAUGUAAAUGUAGACCUGAUUUCUUCUGCAAUUCUCCACCAUGCCAACACUGUGAUCCAUGUGAUACGUGUGAAAAUGGUGCAGUUUUAGAAAAGUGCACCGAAACUCAAAAUACCAAAUGUCAAAGGAAAGAAAAUGUACCAUGGUAUAUGUGGGGAAUUCCAAUUAUGAUUGUGAUUCCGAUUGCGGUUGCCGUUCUUAUAUAUUUUAUAUAUAAGAGAAGAAAUAACUCAGGGGAAUACACAAUCCCACCUGGAGAUGAGGAAAAUGAAAUGGAGCUCAUGUAUCCAGAUAUGGACUUGACCCCUUGGAUUCCUGACAUUGCAGAGGAGAUGAAACUAGAGGAAGUCAUGCAGUUUGUUCGAAAAUUGCGUGUAUCCAGCAUUCGCAUAGAUGCAGUCAUAAAUAAUAAUAACAACGAUGUCACCGAGCAGAAAAUAAAAUUAUUAGAAUGCUGGUAUCAAGAGACAGGCAUAAAAGGUGCCUUUAAGACUCUAAUCACCACCCUGAAUAGACUUGGUUUUUGUGCUAUUGCUGAUAGGAUUCAACAAAAAAUAAAGCCUGAGACAAUUAAUAGCCCAGCUAUUCAUGGGAAUAACUAAUAUUUCUCUUGAAGUUUCAUGGCUGUAAUUUGAAUUCAUUUUCAAGAAAUAGGCCUGACAUUUUCAACAUUUUUACCCAACACUCUAUACAAAACAAAAAAUUCAAAAAUACAUGGUGGAUGGAGCCAUCAAGGAAUUAAAGAUGUCAUACUACAAAGGCAAAUAUGUGCAUAUGGGCAUACAUGUCUUGAUUUAAAAGAGAUUAAAAACAAACAAACAAAUGGACCAAUGUGGCUGUAGAGUAAGAUGUAGCUGACUGUGGUCCAUAGGUUAACUCCUGCAGGAAAGUGAAAGAAAGAAAUGUCAGAGUAGUGUUGGUAGCCUGCAGAAUGUCUCAGGCCCUUUUACACUCAGUGUGAUAAAAACUAAAAAAUAACGCAUGAGUCUGUUGCUUUAGAGUACUUUUGCUGUGCUGGGCAUACUGGCGCAUACUAGUGCAUUCUGGGCCCAUAACCAAUGUCAGAGUAGCAUUAGCAGCCCACAGUAUAAGGAAAGGGUGGGAAAUACAACAGCUACUGGUAAAGUAAAAAAAAGUACCAAUAAAAUUACAUUAAUUGAGGCAUCAGUAGGUUAAAUAUUUUUGAAUAUUUACAUAAAACUGUAAUUUAAGAUAACAGUAAUAAGACUUUAAUAAGAUAAGACUGUCCAAAAGCCAAGCGGAAUAUAAGCCGGCCAGAACCCUCAUUUGAGUAUAAGUCAGGAGCUUUUUCAGCCUUAAAGAAAGGGCUGAAAACCUCAACUUAUACUUGAGUAUAUAUGAUAACAGUAAGAAUAAUUGUGCCAAAGCAGCAGAUGCCAGGGCUAGAUUUGCCAAGUCAGGGGUGUCUCGGGACCUGAUAUUUUGGGUCCAAAACCCAAGACCUAGACAAGUAGACAUACUGUUGUGGCUCAGCUUGAUUUUGGGCCUGAAACUGAACCCUUUUGUGAUGAAACUGAACCCUCUUGUGAGCCUGAAAUGUUCCCUGAUGAAGAGGAUGAUGGGAUUCAGAUUUCUGGGCCUGUUCCUAUACCUUUUUCUGUGCCUCUUUCAGACAGUGCACCAGAGGAGUCAACAAGUCAGUUCUCAUGGGAAAAGAAUGCCAGAGAAUUAGAUAAUGACCAGGUGCAGAGGCCUUCACUUGCUCAGCCUUCUCAUGCUGAUACUGAUGGAGAAGAGAGCCUUGAUAGUGAUUUAAUGAGCAGGCAGGAACAUUUAGGUUGGCGGGUCAGGAGGAGUUCGCGGUUAGCCAGCAAGAAAGAAGCCAGGUCGGUGAAAGGUCACUGUAAUGCUUUCAUGUUAGCAAAAGUGUAUGUUUUCAUGUUGGCAAAAGGUAUUUAGGCUUCUGGUUAACAAGGGGAAGGUGUCAGUUCAACAUGGCUUUUAGCAUGAAAGCUUCUAUGGAAUAACCUUGGCUCUAAAGCAGCACGCUUUGGGCUUCCUGAAUCGUGCUUACAUUGCAUUGCUUACUCUAUGUUUUGACUGGGAUUUUUCCUCAAUAAACUACAAAAUCUACAGCUCUUGUGUGGUGGUAUUUGGGAGCAAGGUGAAGCCUACUCUGAGUUGCAACACAUACCCUCUUAUGAUGUCAGAGGGGGCAGGCCCUGGUUUAUGACAAAUUAAAAAAGACAAACGAAUGAGGAAAAUAUAUUUCCACGUUUUUCAAGGCAGUGUCCACACCCUGAAUUCUACCAUUUCACCUGAGGUGAGCUAAGGGGACCCAGAAACUGAGUCUCAGGGAUAAAUAUCUGGGAAACCUAUGAAUGAGAUACAUCCACUACUAAUGAGAUAUAGGAAGAAAGGUGGGAUAAACAUAUUUUUUUCAAAAAAUGAAAGAAAAUAUCAAUUAUGAAAUGUUUAGCAUAAAUCCGUUAAUUGUCCAAGGAAUUAUUGUCCUAUGGAUUUUCAAAAAGCAACUGCUGGAAAGAUAUUGUCAUGGCACAGUGGCCAGACACUUGGGCCACACUGACUUAUAGCCUACUUGUGAGCAUUCCAUGAAUCACUGGUUGUCUGUUGUAUGAACAUGUAAAUAUUGUAAAUUACUCUCUGUUCAGACUGUAAAUGGGU
This is a messenger RNA of Anolis sagrei ordinatus, 3183 nucleotides long. Lineage: Eukaryota; Metazoa; Chordata; Lepidosauria; Squamata; Anolidae. The record is from RefSeq and is a predicted model, not a curated record.